GGGGUAUCUGUUUUUGAUUGGCUUGGGACGCCGCUUGCUCCCGUCUAUAUAAAGAUGACUCCCUUGUCGGCAAAGAUGGAGCCGUCUCUAUCCCAGUCUCAUACUACUCGUCCGUCCAAGAGCAAAGAGGGUUCCAUCCCUCAAUAUCACAGAGACUCAUCAGGGUCACGCUCCAGAUCUCACUCCAGGUCUUCAAGUGGCGUUCGACGAGCAUCCUUUGGCUCUGUCAAGGAAGAUAUUGACGGAAUCGCACAGAGCUUUCUAGAUACAACCACCAAGUUGAAGGACGACAGCGGUCAUAUUACGUCUGACAUGGCGGCCGCUGUCGAUCAGAUGCCCGAAUUCUGCUGUCCCUGCGGGGGAUUCAUGGGCUGGAAGCAGAUCCGCUUGCGAGGACGAAAGAUGAGCAAGAGCUAUAGCGAUCUCAGUCUUCUGGGUCACAGGAGCUCCUCGACAGGUUGGAUGUGGGAUACGACGGGCUCACGUCCAACGAUCAAAGAGGUGCCCGCAGAAAUCGAGCCGAGACGCGCACGACUGACUAUCGAAGAUCUCCCUGUUGAAGUACUCAUCCAAAUCAUAUCCUAUCUGGCCGUGGAACUUCCACCAAAUGGCUACACGCCACGAAAUGUCGAUCUUAUUUCUUGCUUGUUGACAUCUCGUACUCUCCACUCGGCAACCCUCAGUGUCCUCUACCGCAACAUCACCAUCCCUCAUUCAGUCAUCUUUUCUAAGCUGCUCAAGCAUCUCAUUCAAUUUCCAGCCUUGGGGACUAUUGUUCGUCGCCUGGACUUCUCGCAUUUUACCUCGGUAGGACUGGGUCGGACGCGACAAAUGAACGCCGAAAUUCAAAACUUGACUUCCAAGACGCUUUUACAAUGCUUGGAUCUACUUCCAAACCUGAUGGAGGGACUCUUCCAGGAGCAUCUGGAGACCGACAUUAACACCGCAGUUGUGCAAAAGAUAUUCGGUGGUCUGCCCAAGCUGCGCACUGUCGAUUUUUGUGGAUGCUCUUCGCAGACCUUUUCAACGGGCUUUAUGGAAGCGUUCUCAGGGGAUUCCACCAUCCCUCUAUACUUGCCGCAGCUGAAAAGACUAUCUUUGCACGAGUGCAGUGGAUUACCCUCUGCCAUCUUUGAGAAACUACUGCCACGAUUGGUCAACGUGACUCAUUUGGAUCUUGGACGGACACAAGUCACUGCGACAGCUCUGUUGUCCCUGCCAACUACUGCUCAAAUCACCCAUUUGAACCUUUCAAAAUGCUUGCGACUUUCCGGCUCACAGGUUGUGAACUUUUUGACAACCCACCCCGCCGUUACCGAGUCGUUGGUCUAUCUCAACUUGAUGAGCGAUCCUUCCCGCUACCGUCUUCUUGAAUCUGACGAUGUCACUGCUCUCCUCCCAAAACUACCAUCGACUCUGCGAUCUUUGAACCUGAACGGCGCACGAAUCACAUCUGAGCACGUUCCACUUCUGCUCCCUCUGGCCAAACAUCUGGAGGAACUGGGACUCAGUGGCGCAGAUUUAUCUCCCAGUGAUCUUAAUUCAUUCUUCGUCCCUCAAGAUUCCGAGUCUGAGAAAAGGUGGCAACCAUCUACUCUCCACUACCUGGACGUUAGCAAAGUGGCCUCCAUUACCUUGCAGACACUUUUCAACCCCAGACUCUGCGUCCUGGUCUCCCCUCAAAGCCUUCCACUGGAAGUCAUCGAACUAGGCGACAAGCUCAUGAUCCCUCUCCGCGACCGCACAAAAUCCGCAAAAUCAAACGGCUGGUCUCUUCGUGAACUUGGUCGUCGAGGCUGGUAUGUGCGGGAACCUAUCAAAACCGAAGGGGCUGGCGAGUGGACGAUAGACGACGGUUCUCGCUCGUGGAAGAUGGGAGCUCGGUGGUGGGGAAUGAGGAAGAUCCCUGUCACUGUUGGUGAAGUGGGAGGUAUCUAUGGUCACUACAUGUUUAAAAAGUGAUUGAUUUUCUGCCUUGUUGACUUGCAUACGGCAUGCUCCGGAGUUGUUGGAUUAUCGAAGCGUUCUGCAAGUUUUUCGAUGCCGAAACGAUUGAAUUAUUUCGACUAUGCAUAGAUUAUUUGCUAGCGGCGCUGUUAUUUCUAUUCCCAAAAUUCUUCACUCUUGCUUCCUGUGAGUUAGCGUUUUGAUAUCAAAAGUGUGUAUGUUGUUGCAUCAUUACUAGCGCCAACGAAAUAUGACCCCAAAUGAUUGCUACAGUU
Molecule: messenger RNA, 2222 nt
Organism: Talaromyces stipitatus ATCC 10500
Lineage: Eukaryota; Fungi; Ascomycota; Eurotiomycetes; Eurotiales; Trichocomaceae
Product: Leucine Rich Repeat domain protein
Exons: 2
Coding region: 55-1962 (635 amino acids)
Molecular function (GO): protein binding
Source: RefSeq, a predicted model, not a curated record